UAUUGUGGCUGUUGUAACUUCAGUUUGCCGGCGACAUUAUAAAUACAAGUGGCCGAAGGCGCGGCGCAUAAGUCUGUUGCGAUUGCACGCUAUUGCACGCGAAGGCGGGAAAAGUUUGACGUUUCCAGAAAAGUCGCCAUGUUUGUUUUCAAGGCUGCACUCCUGCUGGCGGCAUUGUCCUGCGCCGCAUCCCAGCAGGGCCCCACCACGACCCCGGUGCCCAUCCUCAAGCAGAUCAACCGGCAGAAUGACGAUGGCUCCUACAGCUUCGGAUAUGAAGCGGCCGACGGCUCCUUCAAGAUUGAGACCAAGUAUCCCAACGGAGACGUCGCCGGGAAGUACGGUUAUGUCGACGAGACAGGCAAGCUGAGAGAGAUUUCUUACGGCGCGAGCAGUAAAAGAGGAUUCGAGCCGCAAGGAACCGGAAUCAUGGUCCCCCCUCCGACGUUAAACGACCCAUCGUCCCAUAACGCUCUCACCGACGGCCAGGAGGAUGACGGACAAUACCGGGAAGACCCGAAAAUUUACGAAGACCCGAAGUACAACGGCCGCUCCCAAUCCCGCCCGAGCGCUAUCAGGCAAUUCUUGAAGCCAUCCCAGCCUGAACCUCAAUACCAACAGCAGACUUAUCAGCAGCCUCAACAAUACCAGCAGCAGCAGUACCAACCUCAACAGUCAUCUGCUUUCCGCUCGGGUCCACUUUUCUCCCAGCAGACCAGUCUUUUCAACCAGGCCCCUCAAACUUUCCCUCAGGAAAGAAAGCAGAACCAAAUCUUCCAUCAGCAGCCCCAGUUCUCUUACCAGAUCACUUCGCAGCCUCAGUAUAACCAGUACCAACCACAAUACCAGCAGCAGUACCAGCAACCGCAAAACUACCAAAAUUAUCAGACACAAAACUACAAUCCUUUCACAGGACACCCGGCGCAGAAUUUCGACCCCAACACGGGGUCGUACACUAUUGACUUCACUGGUUAAUUUUAGUAAGAGAUAGGAUAUCCUAAUAGUGAAAAUCAUGUUCGGCAUGUUAUCAGGCUGGUUUAUUUACAAAAUUCGAGAACGGUUUUAAAUACACUGCCUCUGAACUGAUACGCCUUUACAAAUUGUUAGAGUAUACAUACGAUAUUCUAGAAAAGGUACGUAAGAAUAUUUUAAGAAAAAAAUAAGUACCUUUAUGAAUUGGUUAUCUCUGGUUACCCGUAUCAGAUUUGACAAGAGCAAGUAGUUUGACAUAAUAGAUUAAUUUUAAUCGGUCGGAAUUUAUUUCUGUGGUGGGGAAAUGCGCAUGUCUCGAUAUUUAAAUCUUUGAUCAGAAAAUAUUUCUGAAUAAGUUGGAAUGUUGAAAAAGGGUUGUUUUUUGUAAUAUUUUUUUAAAUUGAUAUUAGAUUGUUCUCGUCCGAAACACGUACUUACCUAUUAAAAUAUUGGAUAAAUAAAUCAUCUUGACAUUACUAAGCUAUUGGUACCAAAGCAUGGCAGUCUGCUUUCCGACAGUUUGUAAAUUGCGCCAUUGACAAUGUGUCCCAAAGCGGCAGUCAGAUUUAAAAAAUCUGUUAUUGAUUUGAUAAUGAUAUUAUAUCAACUCUCUACGCAUCGAGCUCGGGCCAACAAAUGAGCUCGAUGAAGAUACGCUCUAUGAGUAAUAUCAAAUUAAGCCCACAUUUUUAAAAUCUGAAUGACCCUUCUACAUUUAAACUUAUGUUAUAAGGUGUUAUCUACCCAAAGCAAUACAACCGAUUUUUUUUAUUUUGUAUAUUUAGUGCUAGUCAAUUAUAAUGAGUAGAUCUAAUUUUGGCUUUAAUCUAAUUAGAGUUUGUUCGGAAAGAGAAGAGUCGUGGAAUCUAUUGGGCCUAAUGCGUUCCACGACUCUUCUCUUUCCGCACAGACUCUACUGUAACUAUACUUCGAUUUUUAACAUUAGAAAAAAGGUAAACAAUCUUGACAUGUAUCUUCAUAGAAAUGCUUUUUAAAAAUUAGUUUAUUUUACUUAUGAAAGAAAAUAAUGUAAAUAAUCGGAUAUGAGAUAUAAUUAAUUGUUGUGACAUAUUUGCUGUGACUUAUUUUACGAAAGUGUUUUUUAAGAAAAAGACACAUUUAGAUCGCUUACCUUCUGUCUAAUGUUAAAAAAACUAACUUUAAUGUAAAGUAAUCAAUUAUCAUUUGUAUUGUGUUAUAGGUGUUUACGCAUACGAGUAUUAUGAAGCACAUAGAAUAUUGUAGGUAUAUAUGUAUGUAACCUAACUCAGUAGGUCCCUACACUCAGUUUACAUUAAUACACUAAUUAAAUUAUUGCACAAUCUAUAUUUCAAUGCUUUCAAUUAAAUAUUCCCUACGUUGAUUUUAUAAAUAUUAUAUGAAAGGGAUGAGCAAAACUUAGUACUUUUAGAUUUGUUUUCCAGUAGGUCGUGCGUUAGAAUCCCGCUUGAAGCUGUAAGUAUACAUGUUCCCUAACUAACGUAAUAGUAGGCGUUUCUGUUUAGUAAUUAAAAUUCAUUCCUGGAACAUAUUUCACAACAGUAGGAUAUAAUAUCAAGUUGAUACGCUACGUAUAUGUUAAUAUAAAAGGUUUGUUAAUAUAAUAUAAAGCUGUCUCGAACCACACGCAAAACGCCUAGGGUAACGGCACCAGUCAUGGGACAUUUAAGAGCAAAUUUGUAGUAUUUGUGACAUUUCCCUGAUACAUGUAAAAAUUCUACUUCUUAGCGUGUUAAAAGUUGAAUGUCCUAUCCGUCUUUUAUGUUUCAGGUGUAUUGUACAAAAGAUACUGCAAUUAGUUUCCACAUAAUCAACAAAUUAAAACUACGUUUUUUAUCUCCAGUCAUGGACCACAAAGCUCCAGUGAUGGAAACCCGGUAACCGAAAGGAACCAGUGAUGGUUCCCCUAUAAUGGGACAUGAGUUCAUGACUGAUGAAAAAUCGAUAUUAAUUUAAAAUAAAUAUAUUUAAUUCAAUAAUCCAAUAUAUUAGGGCUCAUUUAGACGGAGAGAGAGGAGUCGAUUCAUUAUAUUGCGGUAUUUGAUCGGUCGGCAGUAGUCAAUGUAUUAUACUCGUAUUAUAACCUCAAUAGUCCGCAAUGUAGCUAAAAUCCCAUGCGGGUUUGCGCGCCGUCUAAAAAAGACCUUAAGGUACCGUUCGUAUUUAGACAUUUCAAACUGCACCAGCAUUACUGCAGUAGUAUUGCAGCGCGACAUGACUGCCGACUGCAUUGCUGCCGCAGAAAUGCGGCCAGCAGUAAUGUCGCGUUGCAAUGCUGCUGCAGUAUUGCUGCUGACUAUCAUACCUUACUGCCACAAUUGUCAAAUUUUAAAAUAGCUGACAUGUUUGUUCACUACAUUUUACUUAUGUAUUCUUUAAACAUGAAAUUACGGCAUGGCAAACAUAUAUAAGAUUGUCCUAUCAUGUGAGAUAUGCAGUUUUACAGCUCCUAUAAUGGGAUUGGGCAAAAUUUAUAUAUAUUUUAUUACAUCUCUGGAGUAACAGUAACAUAAUGUGUUUUAUACCUAAUAUCAUGGUAAAUGCAAUUAACAAAACACAUUCUAAUUUAUACGGAGUAAAUAAUUUAUUAUAAUUUAAAAUACGUUCUCACCUCUCUUAGCGGAGUUGUUAAGAAUUCUUACUGAUUAUUUUUUCAGUUCCACGACAACUUUUGGCUUGACGCCAAUUUCUUAAGAAAAAAGCAAAUUUAAUGAAACACCAAACUUAAGUAGCUCUAUGACUUGUUUAUGGUAAAAUGUUGCUAGUGUUUAUAAACUGGUUUUAGAUACUAAUUUUACAAAACUUGUGGGUUUAUGUCCCAUUACCGGUUCCAGCUCCAUUAUAGGGGUAUCUACUACAGCACGAAGAAAUUAAAUUUGCAAGAUAUUGUGUGUUGUAUAAUAGGAGAGUCUACAUAUACGUAUAUUUAAUAUAGUCGCGUGUACAUAAACCAGGCUUGUCACAUUACUGUAAUUAGCAUACAUAUUUUAUCACAUAGUUAUUGUAACAAGCUAACAUUCCCACUGCAAUGCUUUCUUAUGAAACAACCAAUAAACGAUCAAUUAUUCUACGCUGCGUUUGCACAUGACGCAAAAUGGCCGACGAGACGCGUGCCGAUUGUAAAUAUCGAUUAAAUAAAUGUUACGUGUA
Molecule: messenger RNA, 4122 nt
Organism: Cydia pomonella (codling moth)
Lineage: Eukaryota; Metazoa; Arthropoda; Insecta; Lepidoptera; Tortricidae
Gene: CPR55
Product: activating signal cointegrator 1 complex subunit 2 homolog
Exons: 3
Coding region: 139-975 (278 amino acids)
Cellular component (GO): chitin-based extracellular matrix
Molecular function (GO): structural constituent of chitin-based larval cuticle
Source: RefSeq, a predicted model, not a curated record